Molecule: messenger RNA, 630 nt
Organism: Porites evermanni
Lineage: Eukaryota; Metazoa; Cnidaria; Anthozoa; Scleractinia; Poritidae
Source: the annotation of a GenBank genome assembly
UUGAGAGACGAUGCCAUUGAAGACAAACGUUUUCCAGUAAAAGCAGUGGUUAAAACAGUAGGAAAGCAGUUGAUCGCCACUGGAGACAAGGCGUCUGUUGAAGAAAUCCGAAUGUACGUACGUGAGGUCUGUCGUUCUGAAUUUGUCGAUGGUCUGAUAAAAAUGGCUUGGAGAGAUGUAAAUGAGCUACUUCAGAACACAACUGGGAAUGAAGCAGAGCGAAUGGCUUCUCAACUGGUUAUAUCAAAUAGCAGUGUCCUUCGAGUAGACUUCCAUGUCUAUAAAUUCGCCUUUAGCUCUGAAGGUUUGAGGGACAAGUUUGAAUGUGCCAUUUGUUAUGUAGUGCAGCUUGGAAUAUUGAACCUGGAGAAGGCUAAUUUGAAGGAAGUCAAGGAAGAGCUUGAAAAAUGUAUAACAAACAUAGAAGAUUCUAAGUUUCUCCGAGAACUAAUACUCAUGGGUGACUUAUUCAGAGAAAUCACUCGCCUUCAAAUUGAUAGAGGUGGUGGCGAAGAGAACAGUACCAACUAUGCGUGGGACGACAUUGUUCGUUACUUUGCUGAUCUGUCAAUGUUUAGAAACUUUUCGAAAUGGCGUGCUUUCACACGCUUAUUGUUUCAGUCGGUUUAG